UGGAAGCAAUCCACCAGUAUUAGAUGAAUGAUGCCUCGUACAGGGGAUAAACGAGAAGACGGUGGUAACUGUUGACAGAAAACAAUCCGUUGUGGUUCCACCAUCCGGAACUGGCAGCAUCGGGUUUAUGCGCCAAGAAGAUGAUGGUCCAUUCAGUUAACGGUGAGAGACUCUAAGUUGUAUUGAACCAGCUUUCUCUGGUCAUGCUGCACACCAGUGGUGAAUGCAGAACGUGAGGAAAGGGAAAGCGAGCUGCCUUUAUUAUGUCGCACCACCAUUUGCGAGGUCAUCAGGGCCGUGCUGCCAGUAUGGAAGAGAGGAGUGCUACGCCAGUUCAUAAGAGCGCCACCCCCACCCACAAGAGUGCCUCCUCCUCCUCAUCCUCCCAGAGAGACAGCAGACAGGAAGCCGACAGCUGGGAGAUCAUUGAGGGGUUGAAGAUUGGCCAGACGAAUGUCCAGAGGCCUGAUAAACAUGAGGGCUUUAUGCUGAAGAAGAGAAAAUGGCCACUGAAGGGCUGGCACAAGAGAUUCUUUGUACUGGAUAAUGGAAUAUUAAAGUACUCCAAGUCCCCCAUUGAUAUACAGAAAGGAAAGCUGCAUGGCAGUAUAGACGUAGGCCUGUCUGUCAUGUCCAUAAAAAAGAGAGCUCGGCGGAUAGAUCUGGACACAGAGGAGCACAUCUACCACCUCAAGGUGAAGUCUCCGGAUGUCUUUGAUUCCUGGGUGUGUAAGCUGCGUCACCACCGGCUGUACAGACAGAAUGAGAUCGUGCGCUCCCCUCGUGAUGCCAGCUUACGAACCUUCCCUCCUCCUACCACCCUAGAUUCACCUCAGACAACCCCCGCUUCUGCUCACGAAACCAAGCAGGUAAAGCCGAACUCUUUGCCCUGGCAACCUUCUCUGCCCUGCACCACCAACCUGCCACCGUCCUACAGCAACGGUCAGAGCAAAGUAGCAGCAUGGCUGCAGGAAUCAGAAGAAAUGGACAAAUGUGCAGAAGAGCUUGCUCAUUGUCAAUCCAGUCUGAUGGAGCUGAGCCGACUGCUGCAGAGUUUGGAAAUUCUACAAAGAACACAGUCAGCACCGAGCUUCACAGAUAUGCAGAGUAACUGUGUAGAUUUGUCAAAGAAAGACAAGAGAGUCAGCAGAAGAUGGAGAACAAAAAGUGUCAGCAAAGACACAAAAGUGCAACUGCAGGUACCCUUAAGCGCAAGUAUGUCACCAAUGCGUCUCCAUUCCUCCAAUCCAAAUUUAUGUGCAGAGCUUAUUGAUUACCAAGCUCCCGUCACCCGUCUGACUGAUGGCAUUGAGUGUACCAGUGAUUAUAUCAAAUUGCAAGAAGAUUUUUGUAUAAUCGCUCAGAAAGUGCACUCACUGCUGAAGUCUGCCUUCAACACGGUGGCUAUAGAAAAGGAAAAAAUCAAGCAGGUGCUGUCGGCGCAGGAGCUGUCAGGCCAGUCAGCUCAGAUUAUGACCCUCAGACGCUCUCUAUCACAGGCCUUGUCGCAGAAUUCAGAGCUGAAGACUCGUCUGAAUCGUAUCCACUCAGAGUCUGUGCUUUCAGAGCAGGUGGUCAGUGUUAACAUCAUCAGCAGUCCUGAUGAGGCAAGCGAACAGAUCCAUGUGGGGAUACCUCUCACACAGCAGGCCUCUAAUGAAAGCAGACUCUCCAUGUCAGAAUCAGUCUCUGAGUUCUUUGACGCUCAGGAAGUGCUGCUUUCAGCCAGCUCAUCAGAGAAUGAGGGAUCUGAUGACGAGUCUUACGUCAGUGAUGUGAGUGAUAACAUUUCAGAGGACAAUGCCAGCGUUACAGACAAUGUUUCCAGACAAAUGCUGAAUGGAGAUGUGGUCGGAGGUGUGUUCCGUAAUGGGAGGCGUACGUGUCUGGCUGCACCCUCUCCCGACACCACCAACAUUAACCUGUGGAAUAUCCUGAGAAACAACAUUGGUAAAGAUCUGUCCAAAGUGGCCAUGCCUGUGGAGCUGAAUGAGCCUCUCAACACCCUGCAGCACAUGUGUGAGGAGCUGGAGUACACCGAGCUGUUGGACAAAGCAGCCGAAACUGAUGACCCCUAUGAACGCAUGGCGCUGGUAGCUGCGUUUGCUGUCUCAGCGUACUCCUCCACAUACUACCGUGCAGGCAGCAAGCCCUUUAACCCCAUCCUAGGGGAGACCUACGAAUGUAUCCGGGAAGACAAGGGCUUCUGCUUUUUUGCUGAACAGGUGAGCCAUCAUCCCCCCGUCUCUGCCUGCCACUGUGAGUCCAAAAACUUCACCUUCUGGCAAGAUGUCAGGUGGAAGAAUAAAUUCUGGGGGAAGUCUAUGGAAAUCCUUCCCAUCGGCACAGUCAACGUCAUGUUUCCCAGUUACGGUGAUCAUUAUGAGUGGAAUAAGGUGACCACGUGUGUGCACAAUAUUCUGAGUGGGAGGAGGUGGAUUGAGCACUACGGAGAGAUCACCAUCAGAAACAACAAGAGCAGUGUCUGCAUCUGCAAACUCACCUUUAUAAAGGGUAACUAUUGGAGCUCCAGUGUAAAUGAAGUACAGGGCUUUGUGAUGGACCAGGAGGGGAAAGUAGUCCACAGACUGUUUGGAAAAUGGCAUGAAGGUCUUUACUGUGGAGUCCCACCAUCUGCUAAAUGCAUCUGGAGACCAGGCUCCAUGCCCACAGACUAUGAGCUCUACUAUGGCUUCACCAGGUUUGCUAUUGAGCUUAAUGAACUUUGUCCUGAGAUGAAAGACCUGCUUCCACCUACAGACGCCCGCUUCAGACCAGACCAGAGGUAUCUGGAGGAGGGAAAGCUGGAGUUAGCCGCAUCUGAAAAACACAGGAUUGAGGAUCUGCAGCGAACAAGAAGGAAGCGAUUUGAUGAGGCCAACAUCAAACACCAGCCACGCUUUUUUAAAAAAAUUGUUGACUCAAACCAGAGAGAGAGAUGGGUGUCCAAUAACACAUACUGGGAGCUGCGUAAGGAUCCUGGCUUCCUUACGAUGGAAAAUCCUCAACUGUGGUAGCAUCUGAAAGCUUGUACAAAACAUAUCACCACUGCUACAGACUCAGAAGCUUUACCUAUGCACAAUGCAGCUUACAAUGAAGCGCAGGGGCAGAGGACCGUACCGAGGGCUUUCACACAACUGCAAAUACGAACUUAAGGAAGCUAAUAAUGAAUAAGGCCAGACUACACAUUACCACCUUCUGUAUCUAGACGUUUUUCUCUAUACUAACAGGCAGAGACAGGGUCAUUAACAACAAAUAGAAGAUCUGUCUUAAUGAAGCCUGUUGGGCUUCCCAAUACGGCCUUGCCUUAAGAAUCCGCUUUUUAAAUACCUGGUUUUAUGGUUUUAGCUAAGGUUGUUUGAUUUUUUGGCGUGUGGAUUUAUCUCUUGAUUUACGUACAGUAUAGAGAAUAUCCUGCAUGUUUAGAUGGCAGCUUUCAUUGGCAUAUGCUAUAAUGACAACAUAUCAAUUGUAGUUUUAAAAUGUAACAGUAUUUUUGUAAAAUGUCAGAUCUUAAAACCUCAUUGCCAGUGCAGGGACAUGGAGUCUGCCCCACAUCAAGGCAGAUUUAGACCAGCCAGUCCAUUUUUGAAUUUUUUUAAUUCAGUACCGUCUGCUACCCUAAUAGGGACCAAGAUCUGGUCUUACCUAAGCUGAGUUGGUGUUUUUUGUGUUGUGGUUAGAAAGUAAAAGUUGAUUUGUUUUUCAUCAUAUGUUUUUAAAAGUACCACAAAAUGCUGUGGAUUUUGCUUAUGGCAGACUUCUGGGCAUUUGAGUAGCUCUUGGGCUAGUAUCUGUUUGUGGGAUAUAUAGCAGUAUAUUUAUCCAUUUACAUUCACAAAAAAAAAAAAUUUGGUUGUUGGCUUUGGGAUGCACAAAUACUUAACAGUGCAUUUUAGCAUAUAUACUGCUGGCAGACAUUUUUCGGCAAAUAUACCACAAAUAGACCUUAUUUCCCUAAACUACUACCCAUUCCCUAGUAACAGGAGUUAUUGCCACUAUUGUAAAGAUGUAUAAGCUAAAGUAUUUUGGCUACAAGUCUGGUCUGUCUGCCAGGUUCAGGCUAUUCUUAUACUGCUCAUGUAUAAUUCACUGAUUGCUCAGAAAAAGAAAUCCAACAGCAGCUCUGUUUACUUUUACUGCAUAAUAGACACCCACAGACUGCUCUGUGCUACUGUGCAUCCAAUGCAUUACAUCCAAACCCUAAUUUUAGAUUAACUUUAGCUUUUACAUAUUUACAAAAUAUCUGGGCGGUAGAGGUCUGGGCAGGACAGAUUUUUAACUGUCAAUUUCUCACUAUACUGGCUUUAUUCAUCCCAGGUCCCAUGUCUACCGUAAGAUCUUGUCCUCAAAUACAUUUUCAAAUGUACUUUGGUUGUAGCUACUCUGAAUGUCCUAUAAUUGUUGAAGCAGUGCCAGAUUCCAGUGUCAGCUAAAGAAGAAGGGAGCGGUCCACAAGAACGAGUAGAAAAAAAGUCAAAGAAAUGUUCAAUGUUUCAUUUCACAAUAAAGAUCAAAGCUCUUCCUGUCACAACAA
Messenger RNA from Trichomycterus rosablanca, 4537 nucleotides. RefSeq names its product oxysterol binding protein-like 6 (gene osbpl6). Lineage: Eukaryota; Metazoa; Chordata; Actinopteri; Siluriformes; Trichomycteridae. Gene Ontology annotation, cellular component: membrane; cytosol; intracellular membrane-bounded organelle. Gene Ontology annotation, molecular function: cholesterol binding. The record is from RefSeq and is a predicted model, not a curated record. The transcript has 23 exons. Bases 264 to 3017 code for a protein of 917 amino acids.